AUGGGUCUAUUCGGCCACAUGCGCAUCCACGAGAGCGGAAUUGACCGCCGCCUUGACACACCCACCCCGCCGAGCCCCACUCCCAAUCAAUCACCUUGUGCACCCACUAACCACUCCCCAGCCGGCAUCGACGCCACCGACCUUACCACCCCUCACUCCUCCCCUUUCUCCUCCUCUUCCUCCUUCACUGCCACAACGACGGCCACUCUGGCGUCUGUAGCGCAUGACUUGACCACAGCCGCACCUGACACAACAACAGGCACAACCCCUGCAACCUCCAUCAUCAGACGUGAGGGCCAGGGCUAA
Spirometra erinaceieuropaei is the source of this 306-nucleotide messenger RNA. Lineage: Eukaryota; Metazoa; Platyhelminthes; Cestoda; Diphyllobothriidea; Diphyllobothriidae. The record is from the annotation of a GenBank genome assembly.